Talaromyces atroroseus is the source of this 1686-nucleotide messenger RNA. RefSeq lists its product as hypothetical. Gene Ontology annotation, cellular component: fungal-type vacuole lumen. The transcript has 3 exons. Gene Ontology annotation, molecular function: metallocarboxypeptidase activity. NCBI's taxonomy places the organism in Eukaryota, Fungi, Ascomycota, Eurotiomycetes, Eurotiales, Trichocomaceae. Bases 1 to 1686 code for a protein of 561 amino acids. The record is from RefSeq and is a predicted model, not a curated record.
AUGCGCCUUGUCCCAGCACUAUUCGCGCCCGUGCUGGCAACAGGGGCGCUCGCCCGCUCGGUCUCGUAUCCGUUCGGCCAGACUCCGAUUGAUAAGCAAGGAAACGGUCAUCAUGGCCACCACAACAUAGACAUUGUAGGCUCGCCUGGCGACGAUGUCUGCCCUCUUCCACCAAUAGUCACCCCGCCAAAUGACGGCUUCCACUCCUCUCUUGACUUUGUCCAUGAUUCUUCCAUCCGCCAAAGACAGGUUGAGCGCUUGUCGCGUGUCGUCCAAGUGCCCAGCACUUCGACAGAGCUUGAGGAUGACCCGUGGAGCGACUACUAUGCUCCUUUCCUCGACCUUCACGAUGUUUUGGCUGAGUCGUUUCCACUACUUCACUCCUACGCCAAGCUCGAAAAGGUCAAUCGUCUUGGUCUUCUAUACACGAUCAAUGGAAGUAAUCCCGCGCUAAAGCCCAUGCUUCUUAUGGCUCAUCAAGACGUCGUCCCCAUUGACGAUCCAAAUGACUGGACCUACCCUCCCUUUUCUGGACACUUCGAUGGCCAAUGGCUGUGGGGACGAGGCGCCAGCGACUGCAAAAACACCCUUAUUGCCGAGUUAUCUGCGGUCGAAGAUUUGCUAAAGCAAGGCUGGACCCCAACACGUACUCUCGUGCUGUCCUUCGGUUAUGACGAAGAGUCUAAAGGCGAGAAGGGGGCCGGCCAUCUGGCUCAGCACCUCGAAAAUCGCUAUGGCAAAGAUAGCUUCGAGUUCAUCAUUGAUGAGGGUGGGAUGGGCUUGCUGCCUCUCGGUGAUAAGGUCUAUGCGGUGCCAGGUGUAGGAGAGAAAGGGGCAAUUGAUUUGCAUAUCGCACUCAGCAUUGCCGGUGGACACUCCUCCGUACCACCAGCACAUACGGGAAUCGGUAUCAUCUCCGAAAUCAUUUACCAUCUCGAGCGGGAACAACUCUUCACUCCUCGACUUGAUCUUUCUCACCCUGCUCGACACGGUCUCGCAUGUCAAGCGAAGCAUUCGGCCGAUUAUGUCGAGCCCUGGCUUUGGUCUGCACUAGAAUCAUCAGAUUUCGCUGGAUUAGCCGAGGCACUAGCUGCUUCACGAGGCGAACGCAUGCGAUUUCUGUAUCAAACCUCCCAGGCAGCUGAUCUCAUCAACGGCGGUGUGAAAAUCAAUGCACUUCCAGAAAAAAUCAACGCGACAGUCAACUACCGAGUUGCCUUGCACGAAAACACCGAUAUCGUCCGUCAACGGGCUAUUGACAUUAUUACCCCAAUCGCCAAAAGCCACAAUCUGACAUUCUCGGCGUUCGGCUCGGGCAAGACAGGCGAAUCAAACAAUCACAUCGACGUCUCUGAUUUCUCUCUCGCCCUCGAACCGGCCCCGAUCAGCCCAACAUCGCCAUCGGACGCAGUCUGGACGCGCAUGUCUGGCGUCACCCGCCAAGUUUUUGAGAGUAUACUUCCAUUCAACCAGACGGUGAUCGUCACCGGCGACGUCAUGACCGGAAACACCGAUACACGGUUCUAUUGGAACUUGACGCGUAAUAUUUGGAGAUUCAGUCCGAUGCGUUAUGGCGGGUCCGCUAACAUCCACACCGUUGACGAGAAGCUCGAUAUUGCGGUGCAUUUGGAGGGAAUAGCAUUUUAUUACGAAUUGAUCAGGGCGUUCGAUACAUGGGAGGAGUAA